AUGGGGUUAUCAAAAAAUGAGGGAGGUUUGGGUUUUAGGGAGGUAGAAGCUUUUAACAAGGCACUCCUUGCAAAACAGUGCUGGAGGGUUUUGAUGAACCCUCAAUCAUUGGCUGCAGUGUUAUUGAAAGAUAAGUACUUUAGAAACACUGACUUGUUACAUGCUACAUUGGGUUUUAAACCUUCGUUUAUGUGGAAAAGUCUGUGGGAUUCAUUGAGUUUGUUGAAAGAAGGGUUGGUAUGGAGAGUUGGGAAUGGUAAAAGUAUAAAAAUAUGGGGAGACAGGUGGGUUCCAAAGGCUGUGACUUUUAAAAUUCAAUCUCCUAUACAAAUACUGAAUGCUGAGGCCAGGGUGGAGGAAUUACUUUCAGGUGAGAAUGGAGGAUGGAAUGAGGGACUUAUAAAGCAAGUAUUUGAUAAAGAAGAGGCUGCCAUUGUUUGUAAUCUACCUAUCAGUUUUUCCAAACUUCCUGAUAAGCAGAUCUGGGCCUUCUCAAAAAAUGGUAUAUACAAUGUUAAAAGUGCUUAUCAUGUUGAGGAUCAAAUGGAACUAAUAGCUGUGGUGUUGAGAAGGAUAUGGUUCAGGAGGAAUGGUUGGGUCUUUGAAAAUAGAUUUGAAGGGCCUAAUGAUGUAUUUAGUCAAGCUGCAAAUUGCUUGAGUGAAUACCAGCAGGCACAGGAGACACAGCAGGCACAACCAAAACAAAGCAAUUCUCAAUGCGGUAGAGCUCUACAUUGGAAACCACCUGAAGGGGAUACGGUGAAGGUAAACUGGGAUGCAGCUCUAAAAAGUGAUGACAGAAAAUGUGGAAUGGGGGUGGUGAUCAGAGACAGAUGUGGUGAUGUUUUAGCCUCGUUAUGCAGUUGCAGAUGGAAUGUCUCAAACCCUGUAGUAGCAGAAGUUCAUGCUCUUUGGAGGGCAAUGAAAUUAUGUGAGGAAUUGAAAUUCAGUAAGGUGCAGUUGGAGGGAGAUGCAAAGUCUGUGAUCAAUGCAGUUAAUAAUGCAGAAGAGUGUUGGGAAUGGCAUGGUCAAUUGAUAGAGGAUGUGAAGUCUGUUUUGAAGAAUAGAAAGCAGUGGUCUGUUUUACAUGUUAAUAGAGUUUGUAAUAGUGUUGCACAUGAUCUUGCAAAAAGUGCUUUAUUUGUAGAGGAAGAAAGAGUCUGGAUGGAAGAUCAUCCACAGGAGCUGUUAAAAGCUGUGAACUUUGAUAAACUUUGUAACUCAGUUAACAAGUAA
Carya illinoinensis is the source of this 1236-nucleotide messenger RNA. RefSeq lists its product as uncharacterized. Lineage: Eukaryota; Viridiplantae; Streptophyta; Magnoliopsida; Fagales; Juglandaceae. The record is from RefSeq and is a predicted model, not a curated record. Gene Ontology annotation, molecular function: nucleic acid binding; RNA-DNA hybrid ribonuclease activity. The transcript has 2 exons. Bases 1 to 1236 code for a protein of 411 amino acids.